This is a messenger RNA of Brassica napus (rape), 1523 nucleotides long. Its product is annotated as protein RER1D-like. Gene Ontology annotation, biological process: retrograde vesicle-mediated transport, Golgi to endoplasmic reticulum; protein retention in ER lumen. Bases 122 to 745 code for a protein of 207 amino acids. Lineage: Eukaryota; Viridiplantae; Streptophyta; Magnoliopsida; Brassicales; Brassicaceae. Gene Ontology annotation, cellular component: Golgi membrane. The record is from RefSeq and is a predicted model, not a curated record. The transcript has 3 exons.
AGUUUUUCUUUCCGCGAAAGUGCGAAACCAACCAAGCAAACGACUCUCUCUCUCUCUCUCUCUCUCUCUCUCUCUCUCUCUCUCUCUCUCUCUCGUGUUUGAUUCGAAGAUCAUUGUGACCAUGGAGGACGAAUCAGGAAACGAAGGAGACGGAUACACAAUGAGCGAUUCACCGCUUGCACGAUGGAGAAUCGAAUUCUCGAAAUCGUUUCAGAAUCACCUCGACAGAUCGGCUCCACACCUCGUUCGAAGAUGGCUAGUAACGUUAAUCGCCGCCGUGAUCUACAUCUACAGAGUUUACUACGCUUACGGAUUCUUCGUCGUCUCGUAUGGUCUCGCGACUUACAUCUUAAACCUCUUGAUCGGUUUCCUCUCUCCCAAAGUCGAUCCAGAGCUCGAAGCCUUGGAUCCUGCUUCGGCUUCUUCUGAGUCUAGUAAAGAUUCUGAUGAGUUCAAGCCGUUUGUUCGUCGUCUUCCUGAGUUCAAGUUCUGGUAUGCAGCUACUAAGGCUUUUGUUGUAGCGUUUGUGAUGACCUUCUUCUCGUUCUUGGAUGUGCCUGUGUUCUGGCCCAUCUUGCUUUGCUACUGGUUGUUUCUUUAUUUUCUCACUAUGAAACGACAAAUCGUGCACAUGGUCAAGUACAGAUACGUUCCUUUCGAUUUUAGAAAGAAGAGGUAUGGUGGAAAUGAUAAGCCUAGUAGCAGCAAUUCACCUCAAGGAGAUGAAAAUACGGCUCAGACGUGAAGCUGAGUAGAUUGUUAUAGCAUACUGUGGUGUAAAAGGAAAAACAAUGUUCUUGAUACUUAACAGAACUGAGAAAGCUAUCUUAUGUUUGAGUUAUGUUAUGUUUGACAGCUUCCAAUAUCUUCUUGCAAUGCAGACGCCAAAUCACUGAUCUGAAUUGCCUGAGAGAAGCGGAUAAUAUGCCAUCUUACUCAGAACACACUAUAGAUUCUAGAGUUUACUUGCUUUGUACACUGUGAUUCUGUGAACUUUGUCACUAAGUCUUUAAUAGUGCUCAUGGAUUUGUUCAGUAUGUAAAUGUUAUGAUAGUUGAUCGGAACUGAAUGUAACUUCUCCUUUAUUGAAUGGAUCAGAACGAAAUACAAGAUGCUUAAAGAGUAUCAAACGACCGCUUAGUUUCUUUCUCCCACUUAGUUUUUUCUUCUUCUUAUAUUCUGUCCUUUCUCUGAUUCUUUUGAAAGAAGUGAUCAAAUAGCGGACUCCUCAAAUAGCACAGCUGUACAAAAAAGAGAGAUAUGGGUAUGUUUAAAUGUCCACUUGAACCCACUAAUAACACACAAAGAAUUGGCCUAUCAGAUGGCCCACAUGAAUAAUUCUGUUUCUUUCUUCCUCCCACAUCGGUAAGAAUGGAAGCUAACGAACUGUUUUUAUAUCUCUGGAGUCACAAACAUGAUUGUCCCUUCGGGGACAUCCGAUAAAAUUGGAACGAUACAGAGAAGAUUAGCAUGGCCCCUGCGCAAGGAUGACACGCACAAAUCGAGAAAUGGUCCAAAUUUUU